AUGCGCGACAGCAUGUCCGCUCCGUCAUUGGCGAAAGCCAUCGAGCAGCAGCUCAUUGACGCCGACCAACUUUCCAGUUUUGGUGAGCUGGAAUAUGCUGCGGUGGCGAAAUUCUUGAAGGUUGGAGGUGAGACUCUGGCGCCUGCAGUUCGCGAAGUCAAGCUUCAAGAGCUGUCAGGCAAAAGUCUUCUCGACCUGCCGACCUCGAAGUACUCGGAAACUCUCGGCCUGAAAACCCUCCCGCAGCAACGUCUCCUUCAGCAGCUGGUCGCGGCCAUCCGCGAGAUGAGCACGUCUUUUUCAGUCUCUGCUCCUGCGAUCAAAAGAGCGACUGAAGAGCCGUCUUUGUCUUGUCCUGGACGGGAACCACGCUCUGCCAAAUACACUCCAGAGCAAGAGGAUGUAAAUCCCGUGGCCUUCCUCUCGCGCAAACGACUGCACGUCGCCGGCCUGCGUCGCGGAACGGCAAAGCCCCCGCAGACACCUUCGCGCGUUCCUCUCCAGCUGCCUGCUUUGAGAAAGGAAGAUGUUGCCAAGAAGACCGAGGCCGCACCAGAUAAACAGAGAGUUUCUGUGUCACUGGAAGCAGGCAUUCGACCAGAGUGUGCCGGAACCGGAAGGGGGAAACGCCUGUCGACGGAAAAUGUGGCAGCUCGCAAAAGAAAGUCUUUGGAGAGCAUGAGAGAGAAGGAGAUGGCUGUCCAGAACGAAAAUGCCAAGAAGACAGGAGGGUCGACAGAGGCUGUGGCCACUUCGAGGAACGAGAAGGGCGCAUCGAAGGCAGAGGAGACAGUGAAGCCGUUUCAGACCCCGACACGAAAGGACGCUGAGGAGAAGGCGAAUGCCGCCAAGGCGCGCGCGGAGAGAAGUUUGAUGGAGCGGCUUCAGGGCGUCAAAGCAGCUUCGUCCGGGACAAAGAAGGACGAAAGCAAACGGCUGAUUUACAUCUGCGGUGAGAGGGCUGGUCUUCAGAAGAAGGGCAAAGACGGCGGCCCCGAAGAACGUCGAAAGGCGAAAGCGAGGGGACAACUUGAGGAAGGGGAAGAGGCCGAGGAAAAGCAAGCGAGUGGCCUUGUCACAGAGCGGGGGAUGAAGACACCCGGUGGACACACACGGAAAGAUGCGACUCAGGAGAAGGCCGCGAAGAAGGAAGCCACUCGGGCCAACGUGUGCAACGAAAAAGACUCGAAGAAGGUUUUGCCAAUGAAAGGCCGGGGCCACGAGACGGAAAAACUCGGAGACAAGCCGGAAGAGACUCGUGGCGAUGCCAAAAGGGCAGAAGAGAGUGGAGGGAAACAAAUGAGUCCAGGGGAAGAAAAGAAAGAACGGGGAGUCAAGAACAAGGACGAGACAUGCACACUUAGCAAAGGCAAAACUGCAGAAAGAGGCGCACAAGGCUUGUCAAGGAAGUUGAAAAGGGAGCGAGAGACGGAGACAGAAGAAAAGGUGGUUUUUACCGAAAAUCUGAGAAAGAGAGGCAAGGGAAGUGGACGGAGUGGGUGGGCAGUGAAGAGGGAGGGAGAAAAGAUAGAAGGAAAAGUGACGAAGGAGACAAAACCAGGAGCUCCUAAGAAGGCAGACGAAGCCAAAACCAAGCGAAAGCUCGAGACGAAACAGAAAGGCAAAACCCGAGGCAAGACGGGCACGAAACGAGAGGAGGCUAGCGAGGGCAUUCUCUCGUGCAGCGGAUCAGCAAAAAACGCAACAGGAGAAGAUUUAGCUGAUCUCUGCUGCCGCGUUUGCUGCACGCUGCCUGACGCCUCAAUGCGGUUCGAGAGGAACCCAGAAGAUCUGGAAACGAUCACUCAUCUUGUUGUCCCCAGAGAUCAAGAGAGACCGACGCUGAAGGUUCUCUUCGUCCUCGCCACCGGCGGCCACAUCGUGAAUCCUCAGUUUGUCAGAACAGCAGACGAGAGGGAGACUUGGCCACGGACAACCGCACCGUUUGAGAGUUACCACUUCCCGACUCGAGUUCACCGGAAAGCGAUUUCUCCACCUCUGAAGGGGAAACGCAUUGCCGUCGCGGGCGUCUUUCCUCGAGCUUGUGCCUCAAAGGGGACAUUGACAAAGCCUCUUUUGUGUCGACUGAUUCACCUGUGUGGGGGCGUCCUUCUCGAACCGUCUGACCGCGUGCCGAGCAGCCCCGAGUUCCUCGUCUGCCCCGCGGACUUUUGUGCAAAGGCUGCAGAGCGAGGCGAGACGAACGCAGAAAAAAGCGGGAAAGACACCGGAGAAGCCGGGCCAGACGAACCAGACGCAGUUGCCGUUGACGUCGUGACAGUUCACUGGGUUGUCGAGAGCCUUCGAACGUGGAAAAUGGAACCUGCGAAUAUUCACAACCACCCACAUGCGUCUGCGAUUAGACGCUUCUUCGCCUUCUCUCCUCGUCCUCCCAGAGUAGUCAAGGCUGAGACAGAACCAAAGAAAGAAACAGAAAUGCAGAAGGAAAGCACACAGGUGCCGGAGAAAGAAUCCGAGAAAGGACGCGUGGAAGCAGCGAAGAAGAGAAACGAGGAAGGAGCAAAUAGAGCACAGGUGAAGGGACAGGCGAAAGGACAGGUGGAAGAAGCGAAGAAGAUAAAAGCGACAGAAAACGAGGAAGGACAGGUGAAAGGAAAGGCGAAAGGACAGGUGAGAGAAACAAAGAAGGAACAGGAGACAGAAAUGAAGGAGAUACGAGCGGAAGAAACGACGCAUAUGAGGGAUAAGGGGACGAAGAGGAGACAGGUGAAAGCAAUAGAAACUGAGGAACAAGUUGGUUUCGACCAAGAAGCUAAAGCAUGCCACCACACGGAGAACUUAGUGCAAAAGAGAAACACCGCGAAGAGCUGUAAGAACUCCGAUCAGCAAGGAGAAAAGGACGCAGAGAAGAAGACGGCACGGACUCCAGGGAAAGACAGAAAGCGCGCCAACGGUCAAGGCCAAGGGAAAGAUGAACACAGAGAAAAGGAUAAGAGCGAGUCUCGGUUUACGGCGAAGCAGACAGUUGCAACCACUGGGCGCCCAUGUUCGGGAAGCAGACAGGAGGAACAAGGACACAAGGAGAUAACUCAACACGAGGAGACCGAUCUGCAGAUAGAAGAAGAAAACAAAGAGCAGGCGGCGAAGAAGAACCGCGGCAGAGAAGGGCCACCGUCUCGUUCUCGUUAUGGAAAAGGACGCGUGGAAAGAAAUGCCGAUGCGAAACAGCAGGUGGGGGGGAAGCGAAGGGUGAAAACCAAAGAGGAGGACGAGCAGAUGCCGUCAAACGGAGAGACGAAAAGGAACGAGAGAGACAGAAAGAAGAAGAGUCAGAAGAGAGAACUCGAGAAACGCGAGGAUGAGGAUCUGUGGACGAGAGUCGGAGAUUCAGAAGUCGAGGAGAUGGAGAACGAAGGGGAUGUGCGGAAGAAGAGGAGAAUAGCAGCAGUCGACAGCGAUAGGGAAGAAGAGAAACAAACUCCUCAGUCAUCCGCAGGGAAAGAGGUGAAGAAGGCCGAAAAGGAGAGGGCACACGCAGACGAAGAACAUGAAGAAGACGACGGUAGUGAAGCGGAGAAAGAGGACGAAGAUAGCGAAGAAGAAUACUCGUGUAGCGAAGAAGAAGCAAGCGAGGAAGAGGAAGAAGGGCUUGAGGAGGAAGAAGCAGAAGCCUGGGAAGACGAAGGUGGCGACAGCAAUCGGAGAGUCCGAAUCCGGAAGGGCAGGAACCAGCAGGUGCGAAGAAGUGACGUCCAAGGUGAAACAGCGGCCGCGAAAGAAGGGAGGAAGAGAGGAACAGGGCUGGUGUCUUCGGCCGUCUCAGAGAAGUUACUCGGACGACAGAAGGCAGACGUGACUCUCUUUCCUAGCGAGGCGAAGACAGGCUCAGGAGACCAGGAAGUCGAUGACUUAGAGAUGGGGGAGGAGAAACGAACAAGAGAAAACAAGGAACUCGUGGUGUGGCGCGGUUCUCAAGGAGCAAGAAAGGAGGUCGGAGAGACAGGAAAAAUCCAGUCUCCGCGAGCGGUAUCAGCAGAGGUUCAGAGCGAGAGAAUGGCGAUGAGAGAAGACGGCGUGGAAGCAGAAAAAGAGGCACGCGUGGAUACCACAGAAACGGUCUUCUCAAAUAGCCAAGUCGAAGAAGAGAAAGGCGCACGCAAGCCUUCACAACCCGACAAAGUGGAGAGAAGUGAAACAGACAACGUCGAACACGAGGAACCGAAAUGUGAUGCGGAUGCUCUUUCUCAUGACGAUAUAGCCACCAACAGUAGGAGGACUGUGCAAGCAAAAGAAGACCGAGCGAGGACACGAGAAGCACAAGAAGAGAUCUACCUUGCGAACGACAGUGCAAGACACGAGGCCGUCCACGAGGAGCACCAGAACAGCAGAGAAGAGCGGGGAGAGGAACAAGAAGAGUCUUGGUCCGCAGAUGAUGCAAUGGCCAAUGAAGAAAACGGAAGCAACUACAGCGACGAAUUUGAACUAGGCCCUUCACAACUUGCUCACUUCCAUCUUCCUGACUUCGGUAGCAGUGACAGCGAAGAUGACCAGGAAGAAGAGGGAGACGAAGAAGAGGGGAAAGAGAUCGACGGAGAAGAGAGUGAAGAAGAAGAGAGGGAAAUGACAGAUGUGGAGGAAGGCCAGAAUAGCGGGAAACAGUCUGUUGCAGGCGAAGAGAGGGAAGAUGGGCACGAGACAGCAACAGAUCUGAGCGCCGAAGAACAAGAGGCUCGACGAGAGCACUCUCCUUCUCCGAAACAUUCACAUACACACACUUCUCUGCCUUUCUGUGCGUCACAGUUGAAAAGCAGCAAAGAAUCUCACGACAGUGUAGCGCUUUUUCCAGACUCACAGAACAGUCAGGCAGAAAGUGACCGGGCUCACUCAAAGUCGUCUCAUGCUUUCUCACCGAACGCCACGGGGACACACAGAGAACUUUGUGAAGAGGCCUUCUGGGACAACGACGAGAAUGUGCGUCCACCCUUCAGUGGGUAGGGGGAAAGUUUUUUGUAAACGUGUAACGCUCCCUGUGUAAACGAUUAUUUUUACCACAGCGUCCGUGGGUUCUGUGGGAUACAUACAAAUGAGUAGUGUAAAACGCAAAGAUGACAUCGGUACACCUGUUUUCAGGGCUUCUAAUUGCACCAAUGUUUCUCUAUUUGCAUUGCUGUAUCGCAUUUACAAAUUUCCGAAAUCAACAGAGCGCAAUCCAAUGAGCCCUGCGGGCAUGUACAUAUUUUGAGUGGCGCGAAGAAAGGAUCUGUGUUCGUAAU
Toxoplasma gondii ME49 is the source of this 5234-nucleotide messenger RNA. RefSeq lists its product as hypothetical. NCBI's taxonomy places the organism in Eukaryota, Apicomplexa, Conoidasida, Eucoccidiorida, Sarcocystidae. The coding region runs from base 1 to 4956 and encodes 1651 amino acids. The transcript has 7 exons. The record is from RefSeq and is a predicted model, not a curated record.